Molecule: messenger RNA, 1911 nt
Organism: Cantharellus anzutake
Lineage: Eukaryota; Fungi; Basidiomycota; Agaricomycetes; Cantharellales; Hydnaceae
Product: eukaryotic membrane protein family-domain-containing protein
Exons: 10
Coding region: 1-1911 (636 amino acids)
Biological process (GO): maintenance of protein localization in endoplasmic reticulum
Cellular component (GO): endoplasmic reticulum membrane
Source: RefSeq, a predicted model, not a curated record
AUGGAUGAAGAGACUCACGUCAUUGAAUACGCGCAUCCGGAAGAUAGACUGAACCGGACGAUUCUCCAGAGACGACGCGGUACAGGUGAUGACACUACCUUUCGUUGGGCUGAGAUAAAACCAGGGAAUCCUACUGAGAUUAGGAGGGUAUAUGCAUCUUUGCCUUCAUCCCCUGCUGUGAAUGAGACUUUCUCGCGAUCCUCGACUCCUACCGUAAAGGAUGAAGAGCAUAUAUCUGUUCCGAAAGCGCCGCACGCACCAUUUUCGCUGUGGGAUUAUCUCCGUGAAGAGCUACUUGCUACAGACUUUGAUUCUCAUCAGGAGCUCAAAUGGGAGCGGGUGAGCAACUUUCUGAAUGUUCCCCUUGCGAUCGAGAAGAUCAUAUUUUUCGGGAGUGUCCUCUGCUUAGAUACAUGGCUAUAUACUUUCACCAUUCUUCCUAUACGCUUUUCAAUUGCUGUUCUUGCUGCCUUGAAGGGAAUCCUGUUGAGGUCAAAAUCAUCCCUUCCCCCUUCUCAGAAAGCGGACAUCAUCCGUUUCCUCCUUCUCGUCGUUUCCGCCUCAAUUUUGUUGCCUUCCAUUGACCCUAGCAAAAUAUACCACUCAAUUCGUGGACAAGACACGAUUAAACUUUACGUCAUCUUCAAUGCAUUAGAGAUUGCGGACCGGCUCCUCAUCUCUAUUGGACAAGACUUGCUCGACUGCCUGUUCUCAAGAUCCACUUUGCUCCUUAUGUCACAUCACAUCAGACCGACACAGAAUACCCUUCGACCUCUACUUUUCUUUGUCCUUUCGACAUUUUACAUUUUAUCCCAUUCAAUGGUUUUAGUAUACGAGCUUACUGCGCUUGCUGUUGCCAUCAAUGCAUAUGAUAAUGCGCUUCUGAUGCUCCUUCUAUCCAAUCAGUUCGUGGAAAUCAAGGGAUCAGUGUUCAAAAAGUUCGAAAAGGAUAACUUGUUCCAGAUAACGUGUGCUGAUAUCGUGGAACGAUUCCAAUUGUCCCUCAUGCUGUUCGCCAUCGCAUUACGAAACAUGAUUGAAUUAAGUUCUUCGGAAGGCACUCUCAACUAUGCAGCACUACCGAAAGCAUUUCAAUUUUUCAACACAAAAAGCCUCACGUCCACAAUUUUCUCUCCUGUCUUUACGGUUCUAGCCUCCGAACUCGCCGUAGACUGGCUCAAGCACGCUUUCAUUACAAAGUUCAAUCAUAUUCGACCUUUAGUCUAUGAACGAUACGUCGACAUUCUUUGUCGCGAUUUAUCAGUAUCUCAGGGGUGUUGGAUCGGGCGCAGGGGAUCUGCGCGCAAACAUUCAUAUGUAGACCAGUCACCAGUAGUUGCGAGAAGGCUAGGCUUUGCCUCGUUACCACUGGCCAUACUCGCGAUUCUCAUCGGGUAUCAAUCGCUUGGGAUGAUUAUCGCCAACCAUGCGUCGCACUCCAUAGGUUCCCUCCUGCUUGUUCAGCCCAGAAUGGAAGCACAAAGUACUGUCAGGGGAUGGUGGCAGUCUUCCUUACUAUGGCUGUCGAGAUGUGGACCAUGGGUUGCGCUGGGGAUUAUCUCGUGGAUCUGCCUAGUCACUGUUAAAUUGAUCAUUGGGAUUAACCUGUUGAUCUACGCAAGCAAGCGAGCGCAAGGGAUGGAGCGACGGGCGGAGGAAGAUGAACAGGUCAACGCGUACGGUCGGCCUCCGAUCGGAGAGGGUAAACAGGAGCAGGCUUACAAUCGAGAGCUUAAAUCGAUGCUCACUUCAGCUAGGGACGACGCUCCGUUUGUCCCGGAGAUAGGUGAGGCGGUCCGAGGUGGUAAGGACGGCCAGGGUUCAGGGGAACGAGAAUCAGGUGGUGGGAAACGGAAAACGAUACGCCUGGAGGACCUCACACGAUUCACGAUGGUGAAGCGGAUAUGGUAG